This is a messenger RNA of Didymodactylos carnosus, 1023 nucleotides long. The record is from the annotation of a GenBank genome assembly. NCBI's taxonomy places the organism in Eukaryota, Metazoa, Rotifera, Eurotatoria, Philodinida, Philodinidae.
AUGUGUUUCCAAUUUUCCGUCGUGUUCCUCAUAUUACCUUGUAUUGCCACCGGUCUCGAGGUGACAGUCAGCAAUACCCAACCUCGUGUUGAUGUCGACGGUCAACUGAUGGAUAUUCAUGAUGGAAAUAUCGUACAGUGGAUACCAGGAGGAUACUACUACUGGUACGGAAAUGGUUACACGCUUUGUAAGGAUACUCGGUGGGGAUGUGAAGGAGUAUUUGCUCUAUCUGACUGUGGAUUUCGCACAAAUCACAGUAUCAACCUUUACGUCUCCCCAGAUCUGUAUCAAUGGAAAUUUGUGCGUAACAUUCUUCCUGCUGAAGUAAGGCCAAAUGGGAUCUAUUACAGACCGAAAGUAAUCUAUAAUCCACAAACAAAACAGUAUGUACUGUGGGUUAAUAUCGUAGAAAAGACAAUUUUCGGCAUUCCUAAUUUUCUUAAUGCUACGUACGUAGUAGCUACAUCACCCACUCCAGACGGACAAUUUACAGUGAGAAAUCCAAGAGUAAAAACUCUACAAUACGGUAAUGGUGGUGAUUUUGCGUUGCUUGUCGACGAUGAUGAUGGACAAGGUUAUAUUGCAUAUGAUGCUUUCAAUGAUUUCCAUGCACUUCAAAUCGAGCGUUUAGCUCCAGAUUUUCUUUCUACUCUUGGCUCUAUUGUAACAAGCGGCAUAAUCACUCCAAUCAAUAACGAAGCACCAAUAUUUUUUAAGAGAUAUGGAUGGUAUUAUCUAUUAUACGGUCAACGUUGUUGUUUCUGCCGCCAAGGAUCAAAUUCGCAUGUCUUGGUAUCUAGAUCUCCGUUAGGACCAUUCAUAGAUACCGGAGUAGAUUCCGAAGCACAUGGCCAAGAGAGUUUUGUCAUUCAAGCUAUGCUAGCUGAUAACAGCAUUCAGUUUAUCUUCGUUGCUGACAGAUGGGUUAGUGAUCAUGACAAGUAUAUGGCACAUGAUUUGCAGUUUUGGGCCCCUCUGGUCUCUGAUGAUAGUCAAAAUCCCCCAUUACCGCAAUUGGAUUGA